UCAUGAUGACUAGCUCAAACUAUUCAGUGCAGACCACAGUUAGAGCCAGUGAACAGUGCUGUAGUGUCUGCAGACUCCCUUCUUCCCCUCCCACCUCCGUUUACAGCACUUUUUAGAAAAGGAUUGGGCUUGAGACCACAAGCUAGGAGCCAGUGUAACACCCACAGUCUGCCAGCUGGACUGCUAUAUAGAGUGAGACUGGUUGAGAACAGUGCCCUUUUCUUCCUGAUGAACACAGUUCCAUGACAGUCAGCUUGUCUCUUAGAGUCAGCAAAAACAAACCAGAGAUUUGCAUGUUCAAAAUAUUGCAUAUCCAUUAAUCUGCUGUUGCUGCUGCCCUGGAUGUUGUCUUCUUACCCCAAGUCACAGGGUCCCACUUUUCUACGUGCCUUUUUGAAUCACUCAGUAGGAAAGAUGUCUCUUGAUCACCACAUGAUGAACAGCUCCACGUUGCCAACUUCACAUCCUCCUGAACAUCACCACUCUACAGCAGCCCUGGAACAUAGUCAUGGAACUGGGAUGAUGAUGAUGGCAAUGACUUUCCACUUCAGCUAUGAGAACGUGCCGCUGCUGUUUUCCGGACUUACAAUCAAUACUCCUGGAGAAAUGGCUGGUGCCUUUGUGGCUGUCUUCUUCCUAGCCAUGUUUUAUGAAGGCCUAAAGAUUGCCCGAGAGUGUCUGCUCCGUAAAUCCCAGGUCAGCAUUCGCUACAACUCUAUGCCAGUGCCAGGUCCAAAUGGCACCAUCUUGAUGGAGACGCAUAAAACUGUUGGACAGCAGAUGCUGAGCUUUCCUCACCUCCUGCAGACUGUACUGCACAUCAUCCAAGUCGUGGUCAGCUACUUCCUUAUGCUGAUCUUCAUGACGUACAAUGGCUACCUCUGCAUAGCUGUGGCAGCAGGGGCAGGGAUGGGUUAUUUCUUCUUCAGCUGGAAAAAGGCAGUUGUUGUGGAUAUCACUGAGCACUGCCAUUAAUACUGGAUGCUGCCCAGGAGCCUUUCCACCUCUGCUCUCUUGAAAUGCAGCCGUCAUGAGGACUGGAUCAUUCCUAAGCUGAAAGAGAAACAAUAUAAUCAAUCCAAGUUCACCACAGGUUCCUAGCUGGGUUGUAGGGAUGUGAGGAGCUGGGGUACGCUGCUCCCUCAGGCUGCAGGCUGGCAGCUGGGCUGACUCUUGAGGAUCCCAUGGUAGCCAUUCUUGGCUAGUAUUUGCUUUAUUCUUAGAUUAUGCCGUGAUUGAAAUUAGUUGGCUGACAGAAAUAUAGAGGUUUUUCUUUUUUUUUUUUUAAAAAAAAAAACAUUUUAUUUUUAAAUUGUAAAUGCUUAUCUGUGAGGGUUUUAUGAACAGUAGGUAAAGAUCAAAGUUGCCAAUGGAGCCUAUGUGUGCAAAUGGCUAUUUUAAUUUUUUUUUAAUGUGUACGUAAUGCCAGGGGAGAAAUCCCUGGCGUUGUGGCUUUUGGGGCCAAUGGCGCCUUCUAAUUCAGUUCUGAGAACAGAGUUCCACAAGAUGCAGCUGCUGGGGAAGACUUGGUGCUGCACAUGAGACAGGCUCAGGUCUGUCCUGGCAAGCGAGCAUCCUGACAUGAGUACGUGAGUCCUGUGCUUCUGGGAGUCUGGAGGGUUGGUCCUCCAAGCCCAUCAGAGUACGAUGAGUGUUGUUAGGCUUCUGAUGUAUCCAGCAGCAUUAUUCAGCUUUAAGUGCUAACAUUUCAGUGUGGCUGCUUUCACUUCCUGAUCAUGGAAAUGUACUGAGUAGGUGCAGGACAAUGCAUAUCUAUAGGGCAAAAAAGAUUUUAAAUAAACCAUUGAAUCCACAUUGACUUCAUGUUAAAUUAGACCUGGAUGGAUCUAGAGCUAGACUUCAGUUUACUAAAACUCAUUCUGCAAAAGAGACAGGACCUAAAUAGUAUUUUUGUGCCGCUAGAGGUUAAAAUGUCUGAAGAGGGCAUUCCUUGAUUGAGAUGAAGGAAAUAAAACAACCACAUUCCUGUGAAGGGGAGAUUUGUGGAAGAGAAGAAAGCAGCCUUUAAUCUGUUUCUCCUCAGGUGAAAUUUGGAGCAGCUUGGGCUGAUUUAAAAAAAAUAAUUGUGACCCAAGUGACUCCUCUUUGUCUUAAUAAUCAUGCUGUGACCUUGCUAGCUUGUAGGUGCAAGAGUUGUCGGUGCCAGUGGUGGAAAGGUGUAGUAGCUCAGUAGAAAAUCUUCCCAUUCAGGGCUGUGAGCUCUGCAGAUUUAACAGGCAAAAAAGGAUAGCUUCCAGGAGGGGUGUUGCCCAGAAAACACUUCGAGUUUUCUAGGGAACAGUUUUGGUUUGGCACUUCGUUAUUAAACUGCUUCCUGUUGUAGGGAAUGCCGUGCUGUUAGAGUGUGGUGCAAAGCUGGAGCCUUCCCUCUGCCCAAGAUGUCUUCUUCGUGACUGUAAAUGGCUGAAAGGGAAGACAGUGGGAUUUGCAGAAGGCCACUGAAAAAUAGGCAUCACUUUUGGACUGGGACUGAUGACUGGGAUGUGUCCUGUGGACAGGGAAUCCUUUUGAAGUGAAAGUAUCCGGCCACAUACAGUAGCAGUUUUUGCUCUGAAGUUGCUACUCGUUGCGCUGUUAGCAGCCAUGUAAGGAAAGCUGGUGCUUGUGAAGGGGAGUUAUGUUUCUUUAGCCUGUAAGCAUUAAAGGACAAGGCCUAUCCCUGUGUAUGUGAGUUCUUCAAUGUGUUGGUGCUACUACUACUACUAAGCCCAUUCUCAACCUACCACCGUCUUUGAAAAGCAAUAGGAAAUCUGUUAUUGCUACUGCCAGGCCACUUGCCAGGAUCCUGUAUUGCACCAUCUAAGGUCAACCUUCCUGUAGAUGAUGCCAGGCAUUUAUUUGGACAUCUUGUUUUCUUUUGGCAGUGCAAAUACAGGAAAAAAAAAGAUGAAUUAAAAUCAAGUUCAGGUUUCUAAAGAGCUUAUUUCUGUAGCAAAUCCACAUCUGAAUGAAAGUAGGCUACUUUCAUGGAAAGAUUCUGGCCACCUCCUGACAAAAGAGGUAGGAAAAGCUAUUCCCCAGUCUGGUCUUCAAAGGGAGUCUGUAACACUACAGAAAGACACAUGUAGUAGUCUGGGGUCCGCAACAGACUACAGAAGGACAUCUCUAGACUGAUGCCCUCUCUCUACAUCUGUCACAAAGGUAAAAAUCCUCUGUACUCUCUAAACACUCAUGUUUUGUUGCGAGAGAGGAAAAUGGGGCUCUUCCAGUCCCUAUGUGAGAGCUGGGAGGAAAUCUUAAUGCUUGUUAGAGAAACUAGAAGCAGUUAACUGCUGAAGUUGCUUGUUUAUGUUUUGAAAGCUUUACACUGCAGAGACUUAACCUCUGAAGGAGUUUGGAGCUGAGACAUGCUCCGACUGGUUUCUCUUGAACAAACUGAAGCUGUUACCAUUAUAGGGAUGCCUGAUUACAGGGUGUAGUCACUAAUGGCUUCAUAUGCUGACACUAAUAACUUCAUAUACCUCUAGACUUGCUAGAUUUUCCUCUAAAAUAAAACCUGUGCUUGGCCUGAUCUUCCUGCUGCCACUGGAGCUUUUUGGCCAUCUUUGCUUUUGUAUUCAAGUGACCAGACUUACCUCUGUGUCAGAGAUGGAUGACUUGGGGAUUAUGCAAUAGUGGCUCUUCCGAUAUAAACUCACUUCAUUCAUUAGCUUUUCUGCCUCAUCCUAGAUGCAGCAUCUAGUCUCUCCAAAUUGUUUUUACCAAUGUGGAUGAGCAUCUCAGCACUCAAAGGGUUCAUCCCCCUUCUCACACUCAUACAGAAGAGAGCACACAACUUGCGGGGUGCAGAGAGGGAAGUGACACUGACUUAGCAGUGGUCACUUAGGGAGCAGGAAACUGGGCAGAAGACUCCGAAGUUCCUAGCCUGUGCCCCAACAACUUAGAGCAGCCUGUAAGAACAAUCUUUUGAACGUCUGGCAGUACCGGAGUUAGAAAUGGGAGUCCAGGCUGGGGUCUGGGGAGAAGGGCCCAAGGGAAGGUCUGAAGAGAAGAUGGUUGAGGAGAGAAGAUGGCAUUCUUAAAGAAAAAGGUCUCUGCAAUAGGGACUGUGUUUCUUCACAGCUGUCUGUAGCUGUGCUCCCUUGGCACCUAGUGGAGGGCUGUGUCCUCUGUGCUUCUGAGCUUGCUGAAAUAGUGAGGUACAAUGGAAAAAGGGAUGUCUCUAGUCCCUGUCUCCCUGUGAGCUUUGGCCGUGCUUGCUUUGUUAAUUGUUGACAAUCCAGAGAAGCCACCUACCUCCCUGUGUCACAGCCUCCCUCUGGUCCACCACAUGCCCCAGGCUGCUGUGUUCUUGGCCCACGUUGCAGUUCGCUUUGCCAGGCUCUGAGCAAAACUUGGCCUCCCUGAUGAUAACUUCUACUGACUGCUUUUGCUGCAGUCCCAGCCUUUCUGCUGGCCGUAUUUGAGGUUGUCCUGAUGUUAGCACUAGGCUUGCAUUAAGUAGUGCUUGGAGGGAGGUGAGGACUCUAAUGAUAACUAUACUUGAGGAAAUUAAUUCAUGCGUGGACACCUAUGUAGCAAGCUUAGAGUGUGAUGUCCUGUGUCUGUCUUCUCUGACUGUGCCUCUGGAUUAUCAUCUUGUAAGAAGUGCACAAAAUACCCAGGCUGUGUUCAUUGACUGGCUUUUGUUUUUUUUCCCCCGAAUGCCUUUUCAGUUGAUCUGAAGCCAGUCCCAACAGAUCCAGCAGGACAUGUAGUUUUGUUUACAGUGGACCAUCACUUUUGUUUUUACUCUUGUUCUUUGUGGAGGUAACUUGUCUAAUGUUACUGUGAAUAUCAAGAAUCCCCUGUAAAUAAUUAGCCAAUAAAAUAGAUUGCAUUUUA
Molecule: messenger RNA, 4845 nt
Organism: Dromaius novaehollandiae (emu)
Lineage: Eukaryota; Metazoa; Chordata; Aves; Casuariiformes; Dromaiidae
Gene: SLC31A1
Product: solute carrier family 31 member 1
Exons: 6
Coding region: 343-975 (210 amino acids)
Biological process (GO): copper ion transmembrane transport
Cellular component (GO): plasma membrane
Molecular function (GO): copper ion transmembrane transporter activity
Source: RefSeq, a predicted model, not a curated record